UUCACCUUCGACGUCUUUCCUGUUCACUUAUCCCAGGAGGCAGGAGCGCACUGUUUGUUUUCGUCAUUUGUUGGCAACAGUGGAAAGUAACAUUUGCAACUUCGGGGUAUUUGAUUGAGUUAUUUUCUUAGCCUCGCUGUUGGUACAGUUGUAGGCAUAACAAUGAUGUUUCGGCAUUUUUACGCGAAAUCGUAGAAAUCACUACAUAAACACUACAAGUCUCUUCAACUUUUUCCCCGCAUCAGCCUCGCAUUCAUGCUCAGGGCCUACUCGUUCCAGGACCGUCGGGGAAUGCGAAUGUUGUCUAUUCCUCUAUUCGCUCCGACGAAGGGCUAACCCUCGAAACGUCAGCUUUUGUGAUCGUUGCGGUGGCCAUUUUACCAUUUCAACUUUGUUGAUAUAUCCAAAUUACUUCUAAAACAGUUAAAAUACUAUACUUGAAGUUUAAAUUCGUAGCUCUCCGGUGAAAUAUCAAGAAAAACCUCUGGGACCUUCAUGACCAACAAUGUUCGAAGACUCCGCGUUCCUUGUUGCUUCCUCUAUGAGUUAUAUUUGCCUGUUUUUUGUCCUCACCUUCUUCAAGUACGAAGUGAUUUUCAGGACAGGAGUUAUUUUAGUGGCAGCCACUGGCUUUUUUUUCCCAAUACUCUAUGGACUUCCCUACAUUAUUAUUCUAUGGAGAAUACUUGUGGGAUUGAAUGUCGCCACUGAUCAGGAGCUUUACAUAGCAAGGUGCAUUGAACAAAUAGACCUGGACAAGGCAGAUUUUUCUAGUUCCACCACUCUCAACCAUUGGGCAGUUGUGAUACAGGAGAGUGGUGGAUACUUCUACACACACGCUGUUGGAAAUGUUAUAUCUGGUAAAGGAAAAAAGAUUCCGUUUAAAGAAAUGGAAGAGGAUACACUAGCCAAAUACCGUCUCGACCAUGUCGGCUUUGUCACUCGAACUCAGAGAGAAACGAAAAUCAGAGAGCUUGUGGAUGCCGAGCCGAUGGUGUCUGGUAACAGUUGUCAGGAGUAUGCAGUAGAUAUUGCCUUUCAACUCUCCAGUUCUCGCACAUACACAUUUGUUAAGAUCAUGGCAUUACCUCGAAUGCGAAACACCAUCUUGUUCAUUGCAGUGGCACUAUCAACUGCGUUUGCAGUGUUUGGCCACCCUUACGCUCGUGUGUUAAACCCGCUGUUCUUAACCAAUCUGUUUGCUGCUUGGGAGCUGUCUCGUAUUGGCAUCCAUAACCAAGCACAGAAAGUUCAUCUCCAGUAUAUAUCCUCAGUUUUUCGGGCAUACAUUAUAUAUCCAAGAAGGGGAGACUUCUUUCUCCUCUUGUUCAUUUGUGGGUGCUUUGCCUUCCUUUAUCAACAACUGGACAGUAGAGAGCUCAUUGUAAUAUCCAGUUUAGUGUUUGUGCUUGUCCUGGUGCUAUUGAAACGAACACAUGGUCGUGAUAUGGCGCGUUUUCUAGGUCAAAAUUGAAACUAAAAAUUUGCCCAUGUUUUGAGUUGCAAAUCAAAAUGUUCACCAUUUCCUGACUUUAAAAUAUAAAUAUAUGACAUUCUUUGACUUAUGAAACCAAAGAUUUGCCUAUGUUCUGACUUGCAAAGUUACAUGUUCACCAUUUCCUGACUUUAAAAUAUAUGACAUUCCUUGACUUACGAAACCAAAGAUUUGCCCAUGUUCUGACUUGCAAAAUUACAUGUUCACCAUUUCCUAACUUUAAAAUAUACAUAAGCAAAUGUGCGACAUUAUUCAUGAAGUUCCGUUCUGAGAUAACACUUCGCAUGUUCUGAUUUACAAUUUCUCGACGUUUUCUGACUUCUCACUUCUACCAGGCUUUCCUUGUAGCUUUAAUUAAAGUUGCCUUUAAGAGGACCUGGGUUCAACAAAAUGGCGUCCUUCCAGACUGAACAACAACAAUUUUUUAACAAUCUUUGCUGUACUUUAAUUGACCUUGCGAGAAGACUUCAACAAGAUACAGUCAGUGAAGACAUGCGUGAUUAUGUGCUGUUUCGUUUGCAGCAAAUAUCACAUCAUUUGGCAGGUCUUGCUGACAAUAUGCAACUGCUUGAUAUGGUUUGCACAUCACUUUCAGAUGUUAUGAGACUUUUAUCCCAUUGCCAAAGCCCUUUGUGUGAGUGAAAGUACGAUAAAAAGGUGACUGCGUGAUUAUAAUAUCUCAAUUAUUGAUAAAAGAACAACCAUAUCAGAUGAUGAUCUUGAUAGCAUUGUUAGGGCUGUUCAAUUGGAUUUUCCAAAUGUGGGAUAUCAUAGGGUUAAAUCACAGCUUGUAUUGCGGAACAUUAAUGUGUCGCAGUUGCGAAUUUGUGAAUGCAUGCAAAGGACGGAUCUGGAAGGAGUAGCUAUGAGGUGGCUAUCUCUAACUCCAAGAGCUGUGUACAGUGUCAGUGGGCCACUGGCUCUGUGGCAUAUAGGUGGCAACCAUGAAUUGAUCAGAGCUGGAACAAACAAUACUGCAGAUACUGUUCUUAGACUUUUCCUUGAUGCAGUAGCAGAGUAUGGACUCCCCUCAAGAGUUAGAUCAGACCAGGGAGGUGAGAGUGUUGGAGUAUCUAUGUUUAUGCUCCAACAUCCACAGCGAGGCUCUGGAAGAGGCAGUAUAAGUACAGGCAAAAGCGCCCAUAACCAAAGGAUAGAAUGACUGUGGAGGGAUGUGUUUGAAGGAGGAGAUCAAUGCAUAUGGCAUUGACUGGGAUGGACCACUACCUGAGAAUGAAGAAUGUAGUGUUGUUACAGUGCCAGAAACACCCAGCCCAUUAAAGUGCAGACAAGCAUGCUGAAAUAUGUACUUUUAUAGAUCCUCUUAGACAAAGCAAUAGUUAUGGUAUUGAUAUUUUUACUGCAGUAAUUUCAUUCCUUUCAAUACAUGCAACACAAAUGUUAAAUAUCUGAUGUAAAAAAUCAACAAAACUAGCUUUUUGGGCAAAUUCCUAUUUCAGUAGACGACGACACAUCAAAACAUUGCAUUUUUUCAAUGUUGAAGAUCAUGUUUGCUGAAGGGUGACAAAAGACAAUGAGAAGAGACAAAAUAGACAACAAAACAUACAUAAUUCCAAACAAUCAUUCAGUCAACUGAUAGAAAAAUUAGAAAGUAUCUAUAUAUAUAUAUAUAUAUAUAUAUAUAUAUAUAUCGGAAGAGAGAGAAUAUCUAGUAAAAAUCCAUAUUGUUUUGAUUGUUUCUGUCCCCCAUGCAAACAUAUUGUAUGGUCAUAGUGAAAUAGGACAAUGACAUAUCCAAGAACCCAAAUUUAGAAAAUGGAAUAACUCUAACGGUGCAAAAUCCAAUGUGAAAAAAUUGUUGUAUUGGCUGUUUGCAAUGAAAAAUGAAGCCUGGGGGCAGGGUUCCAACACACUAGGGGAUGGGGGUGCUCAAUGUACUUUUAACGAUAAAAACAGCAAUCUGGUCCCUUUUGAAGUGUUUUAGAGUUUAUUGGAAUACAUUAAUAUUAGUUUGUACUUUUUCAGGUAGCUUUCCUCCAUCAACAAUAAAAUUAGAACUGACAAGGAUCUCAUUAAUGACCAUGAAAUUGUUUGCAUGUAAAUAGAAACACUUUGUUGAACCUUUUAGGGGUAAUAAUCCUGCAUUGCCAAGUCCCACUUGAACAAGACUUAGUAAUCUCUUGGGGCUGGGUCUCUUUUCAAAUUUACAAUGAGCAUGCUCACACUCCUAUAUAGAGUGUAUGUAUCCCCCAUGUGUAAACUAUUUAUGUCGCAUUGAAUGAUUGGGCUGAUGGUUUGUAUACAGCAUUCAGAGCUAACUAGAAUUCCUCAUAUGAUUUAAAACAUCGAGGUAGGUGUAGCUGCUGAAGACAAGUUGAGGCAAAAAGUACGUCCCUCAUUAUCAUCAGUGAGCACAAAAGAGACUGUUGUGCCUGGUGGCAAUGAGUAAGAUCCAGUUACGAAUCUUUGAAGGUCCUGAAGACCUAAACAAAGUGAAUAAAAAUAGGAAAUAUAUUUAAUAUUAUGUUACGUGUUGGAUCGGGUGAUAAACUGAGGACUUUGAUAGCAUCACGGUGCUUAUGCAUAAAACAUUAGUGCUAUGUCAGAUUUAAAGGUAAAGAUGAAUAAAACAUCAGUCUUU
Molecule: messenger RNA, 4097 nt
Organism: Stylophora pistillata
Lineage: Eukaryota; Metazoa; Cnidaria; Anthozoa; Scleractinia; Pocilloporidae
Source: RefSeq, a predicted model, not a curated record